Messenger RNA from Sinocyclocheilus anshuiensis, 586 nucleotides. RefSeq names its product ataxin-3-like. Gene Ontology annotation, molecular function: cysteine-type deubiquitinase activity. The record is from RefSeq and is a predicted model, not a curated record. Gene Ontology annotation, biological process: protein deubiquitination. The transcript is spliced from 3 exons. Bases 53 to 301 code for a protein of 82 amino acids. NCBI's taxonomy places the organism in Eukaryota, Metazoa, Chordata, Actinopteri, Cypriniformes, Cyprinidae. Gene Ontology annotation, cellular component: nucleus.
CAUGUUUUGACGUGUCGUUGUUUCCGGCUGUUCCGUCAUCACACUUUCGAACAUGGAGUCUAUUUUCCACGAAAAACAAGAGGGCUCUCUGUGUGCGCAGCACUGCUUGAACAACCUGCUGCAGGGAGAGUACUUCAGUCCCGUGGAGCUGUCGGCGAUCGCGCAGCAGCUGGAUGAGGAGGAGCGCGUGCGCAUGGCUGAAGGAGGCGUUCAGACGGAGGAGUACCGGACCUUUCUGCAGCAACCGUCGGGAAACAUGGAUGACAGCGGCUUCUUCUCCAUUCAGGUGAGUCACGUUUGAGGCACAGGGAAGCAGUUUAGUGGAGUGAUGCUGCCAGGACAGUAUGUGGACAUGGGAGAACACUGCAGCUGCACUACUUCUGAAUUCAUGUUCCUGGUCUUUUUGUGCAUGAUUUCCAAAGAAUAACAACAUGUUUGUCUUUCGUCAUACUUUAAAGACUCGCUCUACCUCUGAAACAGCUUAUUUUUCAUAAUGUACCCAUCUGAUGGUCUGAGUCUGGGUUGCGCUCAGUGUUUCAUGUCAGCUCUUCUGCACGGCUCUGGGCAAUGCUGUGAUGGAGUGAGC